Molecule: messenger RNA, 1639 nt
Organism: Lynx canadensis (Canada lynx)
Lineage: Eukaryota; Metazoa; Chordata; Mammalia; Carnivora; Felidae
Gene: HRK
Product: harakiri, BCL2 interacting protein
Exons: 2
Coding region: 1-276 (91 amino acids)
Biological process (GO): positive regulation of apoptotic process
Cellular component (GO): mitochondrion
Source: RefSeq, a predicted model, not a curated record
AUGUGCCCGUGCCCCCUGCACCGCGGCCGCGGCCCCCCGGCCGUGUGCGCCUGCAGCGCGGGCCGCCUGGGUCUGCGCUCGUCCGCCGCGCAGCUCACGGCCGCUCGGCUCAAGGCGCUCGGCGACGAGCUGCACCAGCGCACCAUGUGGCGGCGCCGCGCGCGGAGCCGGAGGGCGCCGGCGCCCGGCGCGCUCCCCACCUACUGGCCCUGGCUGUGCGCGGCCGCGCAGGUGGCGGCGCUGGCGGCCUGGCUGCUCGGCAGGCGGAACUUGUAGGAACGCGGGGCUUCUUGGUGGGGCCGGAGCCGAGACCCAGCCGGAGAGAGCAACAGGUUGGUGAAAACCCUGUGUCCUUGGAGAAAGCUGGUUCCCAUUUUCCUGAGGGGGAGCCCAGAGCUUGAAAGGCCGCAGUUGGCGCUUCGAGAAGGAAGUGGAGAGGCGUCUGGAGCCAUAGUAGCAACGGCGGAAAGGGACUGGGGAAGCCCUUUGCAUAUCCAGCUGCAGAAACAGACACCCCAAUGCUAUUUACAUACAGCUCUAUAUAUAAAAAAAGAAAAUAUGAAUAUUACUACUCAGUGCAUGUCUUGUCGAGGACACGGUCCCCUCCCUUUUCUGCACCUUCCCGUGUGAACUUUGAUGCUUCCGUGUCUGGGGCACCAGAAGUGAGGUGCGUACUGUGUACCUGGAAAAUCUGCAAAGACUGGUGGGAAUCAGCCCCAGAGUCGACCAACCACCUGGGGAGGGAUGCUGGCGGAGCGAGGGGGAAAUUGCAAAAGGCAAAAUAGAAAGAAAAGAGGAAAGUAAGGAGGAUGGGGGGGGGGGCAGCUCUGUUAGAGGCAGUCUGGGAUUCCUCCGUUUGUAAGUCUUGACAAGUCCCCGCCUCUCUGUACCUACCCAGGUAGAUAGCCUGUCCCGCUAGCACAUCAAGACAGAUGGGAUUUAUUUCCCUACCAAUCUGGUGUCUGGUCCUUCACUUAGAUUUUGCUGGUGCUAAGUGUGUUCUUACUGGCACUGCUAUGGGGUUCUGCGGCCAGACUGCAAGGCCAGGGGACAAGAGAGAUGUCUAUUUUGCUGUUUCAGAUUCAUUUUUUUUUUAAAGGGACAAGUCGCAAAAGUGCCACUUGAGAGUCUCUUCUCUUUCUCUGUGGGGAUGAAAACCCAGAGGUGUUUUGGAGCAAACCUUGGGGCCUGGGAGGGAGGAAGGGAAGGGAUGCUAUUGAGUGGCUCCCUGGUGGAGGCCUUUCUACCGAGGUGGAAAGCUGACCUCAUAUGUGACUUGUCUGCUCUGUCCUCUACCCCCGCAGAAGUGUCCUGGGAGUUCAGCCCACAGCCUCCCCCACUCCCCAAGGGGAUUUCAGGGCUUAGGUUUUAUGGAUUAAAGAGCCAAGAAAUGGCUACGUUCUGGUCAAGGGUGAUUUAUAAGCAAGAGGCACUGGGGGAAGGAGCGGGUCGUUUAACCGAAAUGCACCAGCAUCUCAGUGACUGACAGAGGAUCUGAUUUUGUUUUCCAGGAUAAGCUCCUAUUUUCAGAAGUUUCUAGAAGGGCUAAAAAAAGAUGUGUGCUGGACUGAGACUUGGCUGCAAAGACUCUUCAGGGAGCAAUGAUUAUUUUUUUGCUUUCAUUAAAAAAAAAAAAAAA